UCCCAAGUUUACAACUCACACUGCUUGAUUUGAUGCGCAACUGUAACGAAAAAACCUAUUCAGGGAAAGGUGCAGGGGUGUGUUCCUAUUGAUUUGCAAAAAUUAAAAAUAACUAAAAUGAAUGGAUAGAGACAAAGGAGGAAAGGGGAGAGAGGUUAGGUGAAAAUUGGGAUCACGUGCCGGGAUCAAUUCAAGACUUGUUGUUGAGGUCCGAUUCCAGAAUUCUGAAUUGUGGAGGCCCGAUCCGUUUCCUGUUCGGGUAAUCUUUCUUUAUUGAGCUCAGCUGUUGACUCCGGACGGACUCCGAAUCACCAACCGACCGUUUUCGCCGGCAGUGAGGUCGGAAUCGGAUGGCUGAGCUCGAUUGAUUUGAUUGAAGUAACAAGUAAGGGUGGUUCCGUGGUUCACUCUAUGCUUAUGGACUAACAUUCAGAGAUUGAAGUUGAUGUAUGGGGAAUGAGCAUAUAUUUAAGCACAUCAUGAUUUCAGGUGGUCCCCAUCUGCACGCUAAGGCAAGUACUUGAUGGCAGACUUACCAGGCUAUAUGCGUGCCUGCUUGCAUACUGGAAAACUUGCCGCCCUGGCAAUUUUGGUCUCUGGAGGGAUUGUAUUGCAAAUUUUGGCGUGUGCUUUGUACAAUAAUUGGUGGCCAAUGCUAACUGUAAUAAUGUAUGUGCUCCUUCCCAUGCCAUUGCUGUUCUUUGUGGGAUCCGAUUCUUCUAUAUUUUCACAUUCUGAAAAUGGCUGGGUAAAUGCAACCAAGUUCUUGACCGGAGCUUCAGCUAUUGGAAGCAUUGCAAUCCCUGCUAUCUUAAAACACGCUGGUGUAAUUGGUUGGGGGGCCCUGGCUAUGGAGCUCUCAUCCUUUUUCGUAUUUGUACUGGCAAUAAUGUGUUACAUUCGGACAAGUGAUGAUGAUGACAGCUACAGUUCGAUCUGAGGUAUGCCUCUCCUGCAGUCCUGCCAGAUUUCUGUAAAGACGUGUUAUUUUCCCAUAGGAUGUUUCUAUUUCUUGGUGAGCAUUGCCUCCAAUAUCAGCUUGUUAUAUAUUCCAAAACUGCUUUCCCCUUUACGUUUUUUCCUGUUUGAGUGUAAUUAUUUAUCCAUGUAAUUGAGUGUGUAUUGUGUUUAAUACGUUUUAACAUCUCACUGUAUCGAUUCACAUCGGAAUUGUGUGUCCUUGUACUUCUAGUGUAGUUGAUGGUUUGGUCGUCA
Molecule: messenger RNA, 1215 nt
Organism: Malus domestica (apple)
Lineage: Eukaryota; Viridiplantae; Streptophyta; Magnoliopsida; Rosales; Rosaceae
Product: vacuolar protein sorting-associated protein 55 homolog
Biological process (GO): late endosome to vacuole transport via multivesicular body sorting pathway
Cellular component (GO): endosome
Source: RefSeq, a predicted model, not a curated record